Molecule: messenger RNA, 2469 nt
Organism: Cladophialophora immunda
Lineage: Eukaryota; Fungi; Ascomycota; Eurotiomycetes; Chaetothyriales; Herpotrichiellaceae
Exons: 2
Coding region: 619-2232 (537 amino acids)
Biological process (GO): transmembrane transport
Molecular function (GO): transmembrane transporter activity
Source: RefSeq, a predicted model, not a curated record
CCAGUCUCUUGCCCUUCCAUUGCGGCGACGGACGCCCCCGGCAUUUAUCCCAGUGACCCAAUCCUCCAAUGCACUCGAACAACUCGACCGUCCUGAUGUACCGCGACGACACGAGGAGUCAGCGUUAUCUGUUCAAUGCCAGAAUGUCAAAGAUCAUCAGAUGGCGCUCUUUAAGAUGCUUCCACCGUGAUGUCAGCUUCCCAAUGGAAAAGGAGGAACGCGAGAAAACGAAGAGAAAAAGAAAAGCGAGAGGAUGCCGGACCACGCCCGGGCUUCCAAACUCCAAUCAGUCUCAUCCAUCCUGCUGCUCCUCUGCUCUACCUCCACUCAAUCCGCGGUAAUUUGACGUCACAUGCAAGAUUCUUGGUCUGAAGAUCCCCGUAUUCGGCGAGGACAGUCUCAGCGUCGCUUGGCCAAAAUGUACAAAGAGGGAAACACCUCACGCGACACCCCACUGCAAAAUAUCACAGCACAAAUCUCCGGCAGUGAGCCAAAUAUUUCCCUGCACAUGCAUUCAUUGACAAUAUAGAUGUGACUUCUAUCUUCUAUCCUUUGUAUUGACUAUUAUGUGGACUGACAUGCCAGACCUAUGACAUACCUCACCAGCGACGGCGAUCAAUGUGGUCCCUAGUGCAAUACCAACGGAUCGGAAAGCAGGUCGAGCACGAAUGGAAAGAGAAGGGACAUAAGCAAGAUCAUGACAGAAAGAGUGCUUUCCGAGAUGUUGAGGCUGCCUCUGAACGGAGAAUUUUAAGGGGAUCCAAUGGCGCCCUUGAAGAGGAGUCUUCUGAGGAACGGCCGGGGUCAGAGGGCGGCAGCACCAGCGGCAAUGGCAAGAUCGUGGUCGAUAUCACGGGAGACGAUGACCCUAUCGACCCUCACAACUGGCCGCUCUUCGCACGGUGUAAGAAUAUCGCUGUCCUGUGUCUCCUUAUAUUCUCCCAAGGAUGGGCAAGCGCUGCAGACUCCAUGGCAAACUCGCGGAUGAGUCAAGAGUACGGUGUGAGCAAGGUGGCAGCGAAUCUCUCUCAAGCCCUGUACCUGCUGGGGAUUGGAUCCGGAUGCCUCUUCUGCGGCCCUCUUUCCGAGACCGUCGGAAGAAACCCGACAUACCUGGGAGCGACCGUUUGUUAUCUAUGCUUUGUGCUGGGUACAGCGUUGACUUCGAACCUGGGUGGACGGAUUGUUUGCCGAUACUUCGUGGGCGUCUUCGCCAGUGCCACCCUAGGCAUCAAUGGCGCCAGUGUGAGUGAUCAGUUCCGCCCGGUCAAGCGAGCCUUCGCUUUCCCUGUUAUUGCAUGGGCCAACGUUGCUGCUCCUAUGCUUGCACCAGUCGCGGGUGGAUGGCUGGUUCAAGAUCGCAACCUCAGUUGGCAUUGGACUGACUGGGUCACACUCAUCAUUUCCGGCUUCGCCUUCAUUAUUGCUUUCCUCUUCCUUCCCGAGACAUACCUACCGGUUCUGCUGGACUGGAAAGCCAGACAUCUUCGCCGUGUGUCCGGAUCUUCCAGGUACGUGUCUGGACAUGCUGAAAAAGCAUCGCUUCUCAAACGUUUACGCGAGACUCUCCCAAUGCCGGUUGUCUAUUUCUCGAGCGAGCCCGUGGUUGCGGUCCUGGGUGGUUACCUAAUACUCGUCUAUAUUCUCAUGUUCACUUUCUUAUCUGGAUUCGACUACAUAUUCAAAAAGACAUACGACCUAUCCGAUGGGCUGACAGGCUCGUGCUUCGCAUCCAUCGCUGCCGGAUCCACAUGCUUUACCCUGUUUGCGCCAGCACUCUUCCACCUCUCACGAGUCCACACAAACUAUGUGAGGCAAGCUUGGAUCAAGCCUGAGUACAGGCUGUGGCCAGCGAUUGUCACGGCACCAUUGAUGCCCAUCUCCUUGUUCUGGCUGGGUUGGACCAAUUACUCUAGCAUUUCACUGUGGUCGGGGCUUGCGGCUUGUUUUUGCUUUGGCAUUGUGGCGACCGCCGUCUAUGUGAGCAGCUACGAGUACAUUGUCGACAGCUACACAAAACACAGUGCUGUAGCACUUGCCAGCAUCACGAUGGCGCGGUAUCUCAUUGCAGGAACGAUGGUCAUGGCCGCCAGGCCCAUGUACACAGGCAUAGGGGUGCACUGGACGAUGACUCUCCUGGGGUGCAUCGGACUGCUCCUGGCACCUGCACCUUUGUUUUUCAGGUGGUAUGGGAAGAAGUUGAGGGCAAAAAGCGCCUACGCAGAAUCAUGAGUCUUCAUCUUCAAUUUGCUAUGCUUAGGAGAUGCCGUUAUUAUGUGAUUUUUGGGUGGAUAUAUACGCCAGGUUUGAAGACUUCUGGCUUACAGAGCCGACAAUCAAGCGAUCUAUGAUCACUGCCAGUCACAAAUUUACGGCGCUACCAAGGAUCUAUGCAGACGUCAAGUCAGUUGACGCAACAGGGGUUUAUAAUCAAAUUCAGAGUUGUUGUACAUUGUUACAAACCAGCAC